This is a messenger RNA of Exophiala spinifera, 1782 nucleotides long. RefSeq lists its product as uncharacterized. Gene Ontology annotation, molecular function: transmembrane transporter activity. Gene Ontology annotation, biological process: transmembrane transport. NCBI's taxonomy places the organism in Eukaryota, Fungi, Ascomycota, Eurotiomycetes, Chaetothyriales, Herpotrichiellaceae. The coding region runs from base 1 to 1782 and encodes 593 amino acids. The record is from RefSeq and is a predicted model, not a curated record. Gene Ontology annotation, cellular component: membrane. The transcript is spliced from 4 exons.
AUGACUGAGCUAGAGAAACAACACGACGAAGGCAUGACUUCAGCAGAAGUGCAUGUCGAGCGACUACAAACAACAGAGCCCCAGAACAACACCUCGACAUUGAGCUUGUUCCUGGCUGUCAUCUCUGUUGCUUGUGGUUUUGUCGGCCCUAUCUUGGUUGUCGCAUUGCAAUCCAGCGUGAUUGAACAGAUUGUCACUGAUCUCGGGGAUACGAAAGACCUGGCAUGGCCACUGAGUGCAUUCUCCGUUGCCGGCGCAGUAGCAUUCUCCAUCGCUGGCAAUCUCAGUGAUAUCUUUGGCCGCCGUGUGGUCAUCCUUACCGGGAAUACCAUGAUGAUCGUUGGAGGAAUCAUUGGGGCCGAUGCCCAUUCGGUGAUGAGACUUGUUGUGAGCGACUCUAUUGUGGGUGCCUCCGCGGGCCUCAUCUUCGUUGGAUAUGCUAGUAUCUCUGAACUACUUCCAAAGAAAUGGAGGGGUGCUGGCAUUGGUCUGACUGAAUUCCUCAUUACUGCCCCUUGGGCUCUGGCUGCGACACUGAUCGCCACGGCAAUGUAUUCUCACACAGCGCUCCGCUGGCGAUGGUUUUAUAUCAUUGGAUGCAUCUAUGCCACUGUCAGCUUGCUUGGCACAGCAGUCUUCUACUUUCCACCUUCACACCCCAGGGGAGACUAUGACAAAACUCGCUGGCAGGAGUUCAUGGAGAUCGAUUUCGUCGGCUGUAUCCUUUUCGGCGGAGGUAUGGUCUCAAUGUUGGUUGGCCUCACUUGGGCAGGGACACAACACCCGUGGCACUCUGCGGCAGUCAUCGCUCCCCUGGUCGUGGGUUUUAGUUCCAUUGUUAGCGCACUUGUCUAUGACGCUUUCAUACCAAAAACACCACUCUUCGCCCCUCAGCUUAUUCGAGAAAUUCGGAAGUUCGUGCUGUGCUUAGUGGUCGCGUUUGUGGCAGGAUUCAUCUACUAUUCAAUGUCAGCUCUGCUUCCCCAGGCCACAUUAUGGAUCUUCACAAGCGACUCGACAAAGAUCGGUGUCACUCAGAUUCCGAAUGGUGUCGGCCAGCUCAUCUUUGGUUCUCUAGCCUCGGCGGCGAUAGGUCCCAUUGGCCACCUCAGGAUACAGUUCGUCUUCUGGACAACAAUCAUGGUCGUCGCUGUCGCCUGCCUAGCAGCAACUAUUCCUCACCACAAAGGAGCAUUCAUGGCAUUGCAAGCUUUCGCCGUCGGCCCCUUCCCGACGAUCUCAGCAUUGAGCAUAGUAAUAUCCAGUUUGAAUGUGCCUCUGCCUUAUCUAGGUCUCGCUGUCGGCAUGAUCGGCACUCUACGCAGCGCAGGCGGCAGCUUUGGCAACUCUAUCCUACAGACUGUUCUACGUUCGGUGGUGGACGACAAACUUGCACCGUCUAUCAUUAAUGCCGCUGUGAAGCUUGGAUUCAACCCUGAAAAUGCCGGUGAGCUGAUCGGAGCUACGGUGCAGAACGCACUCGGUGUCCCAUUCGCUUUUUCAAAAGUCCCUGGAAUUACUCCAGAGAUAGAGCAUGCCGCUGCGGAAGCACUGAAACGCGCAUAUGCGUACGCGUUCCAACGAGUCUUCUACACCAUUAUUCCUUUCGGGGUCAUUGCAAUCAUUUGUGCUAUGCUAGUGCAUGAUCCCUCGCAACAUUUGACCAACCACACCGAUGUUCGUUUGGAGAAGGAGGGUUUUCUGGGCCACGGGAAGAAAGACCAGGUUGAUCAGCCCGACCAGAGCAAGCGGGUCGAUAAUGAUAGCACCGAAGUUGUUUAG